UUAAAGAAAUUAAAGAUCAAAUGGAGAAAUCUGAAAAAAUAGCUUACGUUUCGGUUUUGUCUCUUCUCUCGCUCUUUCUUCUCCUCCUCAUCAUCUUCCUCUUCUUACUAUGCAGAAAGAAACCGCUCCGGACCGACGAAUGUCUCCUUCCAGAAACCAAACCGGUCGGUCUAUCUUAUCCCUUAACCGAAAUAGAUUCGGCAACCGACGGUUUCAACCAGCGACGAAUCAUCGGCAGUGGCCGGUUAGGUACGGUUUACGCCGCGGUUAUCCCAACGCACAAAAACCUCGUCGCGGUCAAAAGAAUACAUCCCGGUUUGGUUCUAAGCAAACCGGGAUCCGGUUUCUCCACGAUCCUCAGAACGCUCUCCUCCUCUCUCCACCCCAACGUCGUCUCGAUCCUCGGCUUCUCGGAAGCUCCCGGCGAGAGGAUCGUCGUCACCGAGUUCGUCGGAGAAGCGAGGAGCUUGAGCGAUCACUUACAACAACAACACGGCGGAGACUACUCCGAUCUCGACUGGCGGAAACGUUUUAAAGUCGCGGCGGGAGCGGCGAGGGGUCUGGAGUAUCUCCACGAGGUCGCGAACCCUAGAAUCGUCCACGGGAGGUUCACGUCGUCGAACGUGCUUCUCGACGGCGAGUUCGCGGCGAAGGUUUCGGAUUACGGACUCGCGUUUCUGAUCGCGCGGGAGAAGUCGGAGAUCGCGGGGUGCGUCGAGGAAGGGUACUGUAGAGAGAGCGACGUGUACGGAUUCGGCGUCGUUUUGCUGGAGAUUUUGAGCGGGAGGAGAAGCGAGGGAGGAUCGAUCGUGAAGUGGGCGACGCCGUUGAUCAAGGAGAAGAGAUUCGGGGAGCUUUUGGAUCCGAGAGUGGUUGUUCGGAGCGAGGUCAAGUGUUUGGUGAUAAGGCUGGCGAAGGUGGCUUUGGCAUGCGUGGGGAAUUCGCGGAGGAGCCGGCCGUCGGUUUCUCAGGUGGCGGCGAUUUUGAAUAGUUUGGAGAGGGAAGCAGGGGUGGUUUGAGUAAUUUCGAAAAGUUUUGGGGUUUUUUACGGAGAAGAUUAAGAAUGUUUUAGGGGUGAGAAUGUAAGAUAAUUAAUUCUGUAAAUGAGUAUAUUUCACGAAUUGUACAUUUUUAACUGGUUUCAUGUGAUUUUAUUUGAUUUCUAUUGAUGA
This is a messenger RNA of Raphanus sativus (radish), 1172 nucleotides long. RefSeq names its product serine/threonine-protein kinase-like protein CCR1. Lineage: Eukaryota; Viridiplantae; Streptophyta; Magnoliopsida; Brassicales; Brassicaceae. The transcript has a single exon. The coding region runs from base 21 to 1019 and encodes 332 amino acids. Gene Ontology annotation, cellular component: plasma membrane. The record is from RefSeq and is a predicted model, not a curated record. Gene Ontology annotation, biological process: protein phosphorylation. Gene Ontology annotation, molecular function: protein kinase activity; ATP binding.